AUGUGUCAUCAGAUCAACUAUACCCUCCCUUGCGAGCACGUCCGCACCCAUACCGUCUACUGCCCAGACGCGACAAAGAGCAAGUCCAGCAGCAGUAGCAGUAGCAGCAGCAGCAACAGCAACAAACAUUCAUCGUCCAAAUCGUCGUCGAAAUCGGCAUCCAAGUCUUCGUACGGCAAGAGCGGAGGCAAGUCAUCCGCAUCCUCUGCCUCCUCGUCCAGCAGCAAAAAGCCGUGCAAGAAUCUGACACAGCAGUCAUUGCCUUACCCGACCCCACCGUCGUUCGCGGGUAGCCCGAUGACAGCGGCAAGUUCCCCUCUGGUGCCAAAAUGCCCGCUUGAGAGCUGCCCCUUCGAGGCCAAGAAUCGGUGCUGGAACUGCUGCUGGUGCGGCAAGGAGUGGAAUGAAGCCGGGCGGUGCAGCUGCAUUAUGAUCAUCGAGGGUAACCACGUUCAGACAAGUGGUGCUAGGAACAGGCAACCGAAUCGGGGUCGGGAAGUCGGACAAAUGCAAGUCAGUCGGUCGAUAAGCGAAUGA
Molecule: messenger RNA, 537 nt
Organism: Pyricularia oryzae 70-15
Lineage: Eukaryota; Fungi; Ascomycota; Sordariomycetes; Magnaporthales; Pyriculariaceae
Exons: 3
Coding region: 1-537 (178 amino acids)
Source: RefSeq, a predicted model, not a curated record